AUGAAAGGAAGAAUAUGUUUGAAGACUAAGGAAAAGGGUGUUGAGUGUGUGAAAGAUGGUGAGAUCGAUAAUGGGCAAGAGAGAGAGGGAUCUCGUCCAAAACUCAUAAGUGAAGGAAGAUGGAAAAUUUUGAGAGAAAAUAGAAAAGAUGCCAAAGGCAUAUGUGAAAAAGGAAUGGGCCAGCAAGAUAAUGGUCUAAGCAUAUGCUUAGAAGAUCCUCUUGGAGGGAAAGAUCGCGCAAUGAAAUCUGAAAAGCAUCUCAACCGUACAUUUAUGACUCUUAAUCGCCAGCUCAUCAAUCCGCAGUUCAUCGAUUUAAUCUUAAUAUAUCUUGGCCGUCUACUAGAUUUCCACGUCAUUAAUCCGCGCGAAACCCCCCUAGCCAAUAAGAGCGAAGAACCUUUCUCUAUAUUAAUAACUCCUGCAAGUAGAUUUCACUCCUCACUUCAAUUUGCGAUUUCAAUUCCCAAAUUGAAACCCUAG
Messenger RNA from Sphenostylis stenocarpa, 483 nucleotides. The record is from the annotation of a GenBank genome assembly. NCBI's taxonomy places the organism in Eukaryota, Viridiplantae, Streptophyta, Magnoliopsida, Fabales, Fabaceae.